CUCAACGCAAAACGCUUCGGAGAUUUACAUUCGCCUCUUCUUGUAAGCAUCAAUCUCACCUUACUAAUAUUAAUUUCUUUACCAUCUCCGAUUGUUUGAUGUCGAUUCUUUAACGCAUAUACAGUAGAUCUUGGUGUUUUUAAUCUACGACGGAUGAUCUGUAAAUCUGUUUUUGGUGAAUCAUUGAUUGAUGGUUGCAAUCUUAUUUAUUUAUUACAUUCAUGAUGUUUGUAGUUCUUUCUUUGACUUUUCGAUUGGUUAUUAAUUAUGUGCGAGUUAUGUAUGUGAUUGGUUAUAGACUUACAGUAGAUCUCGAUGUUUUUAGUCUACAAUUGAUGAUCUUGUUACGUGUUUUUGGUAUAUUAUUACUUGAUGGGUGCAAUAUUUUAAUGAUCACAAGCAUAUGAUCUUCUAGCUCGUUCUUUGCCUUUGGGUUGGUUGCUAAUUAGAUCAGGUUGUCUGCUGGGAUCUUUCUUGGUCCUUAAUUUAUGUUUAAUUCUGGGUAUCGUCUUAUUGAUUUUUAUGAUCUGAUUCUAUAUGUUCAUUUACCUGUAAGAAUUGUUUAUCUUGAUGAUACUAGAAAAGUAGUUAAGUUGGAUGCUAAGGAAGGAGGUUAAAUGUAUGCUGGAGUUGAAUCAAUCAAACAAGGCGUAGGUAAAUUAAGAACUAAGAUCUAAAGGAUGAAGGUCCAUAAGUCCUCCAUAUAUAUCUUUCAAUAUGCGGGUUUAUUCUUUUAUUGAAAUAAUCAAAUAAACACACAACCUAAUAAUAUAAAGCAUAUGCACUAACGAAAGGAAUUACAUAUUUAUCAUUAGUUAUCGAUGUUUAUUGAUAUCGAUCAGUUGCGCUAUAUUGGUUACAAUGUGAGCAUCAUUGUGGACAGGGCAACUUCUACAAUGAGUGAACUAGAUUUGUAGCCACAAUACCGCACUUUCAUUGUAAUUUAUAAUACAAGCGAUAUAAUUUUCAAAUGGCAAAAGAAAAAAUUUACCAGGUAUAAAUGGAAGCCCUUGGCCCGUACGUCCUGACACAAGGUUAGAAUAGCAAAUUAAACAAUCACCUGAGACAUAAUGAUAUAUUAAUACCAUCAUCUGAUUUGGUUCAUAUGACAUACUAACUGUGGAUCGCUAGUAAUAGCAUUGUUGAUACUGAAGUCUAUAUUUUGCUUCCACAAUGUGGGUAUGAAAAAUGAAAAAAAUGGGUAUCAAAGAUUUUCUAUAUGAACUCUUUUGAUGUACUCAAUAAUGUAGUUUAUUUUAUUUGUUGUUUUUAUGCCUCGCAUGAUUUCGAAGAAAAGGCCCACAAGUCACAUGUGAAGUCCAAAUACAUUUAUUGAAAAUGCAAUCACUCCAUUUAUAUCACAUUAGAAAGUUGAAUUAGAACUUUCAACUUAGGUUAAAUUUAUCUAAAAUUGCAAGAUUUGACUAACUGUGGCAUUCUUUUUGCAUUUUGACAAAUAUAAUAUUUGUACAGCGAUACAAUCCUAGUAUGAUGCUUGUAGAUCUUAUUCACUCCUAAAAUUGCUAGUUGAUUUUUUUCUUUAGUUGUUCUUUGGGUUGGGAAGAUAUAUAUAUUUUUAAAAGAAACAUAAGUUGUUUCUGAUCGUCUAUUGAUGCUGGCCCUUCCCUUCCCAUUCUAUCCGCAGGACACAAUUGAAACAAAUUAUAUAGAGGACUCAAGUAACGUAAUUUCCAAUUACUACCUUGUGUUGAGGGGAAUAUUAAUUUAUUUAAUGGGAUUGCUUGUUUUUAUAGUUUUCUAUUCUAUUUCCAAUUACUACCUUGGUAUGUCGGACUUCUGGAUUGGUUGUCUGUCAUAACCCGGAGCAAGAAAAGGAGUUCUCCCUAAUGUUGCACACAUUUGACGCUUGAAACAUGUUUUUAUUUUUGCUGUAAUGCUCUCUCUUUUUGGGUAAUGCAGUUCUAAACAUGUCAGAUGAUGUGGAAUACCGCUGUUUUAUUGGUGGCCUGUCAUGGUCAACAUCUGAUAGAGCUCUGAAGGAUGCCUUUGCAAAGUUUGGCCAUCUUCUUGAUGCAAAGGUGGUUUUAGACAAGGUCUCUGGCCGUUCACGAGGAUUUGGUUUCGUCACUUUUGACGAGAAGCAAGCAAUGGAAGAUGCUAUUGAAGCAAUGAAUGGAAUGGAUUUGGAUGGGAGAAACAUCACAGUAGACAAGGCUCAGCCUCAAGGCGGUUCAGGCAGGGAUUAUGAUGGUGAUCGUGGUCGUGACCGUGGUCGUGAUAGGGAUCGUGGUCGCGAUCGUGAUUAUGGAGGUGGUCGUGGAUCUGGCGGUGGUGAGUGCUUCAAGUGUGGUAAACCUGGACAUUUUGCUAGGGAAUGCCCAAGUGAAGGGGAUAGAGGGGGUAAGUAUGGUGGCAGGGAUGACCGUUAUGGUAGGGGACGUGGUGGCGGGGGUGGCCGAUUUGGUCCUGAUAGGAAUGGAGAUCGUAGUAAUGGACGCAGUAGGGAUGGUGGUGGUGGUGGUGGAGGUGGAGGUGACCGAUAUAGUCGUGAUCGUUCUGGACCGUAUGAACGCCGUUCAGGUGGCGGUUAUCGAUGAUUGAUGCAACUACCAGUUGAAGUUGUGAUGCGAUGUUGAUUAGAAGUUGCUGGUGCUGGAUCUAGAUGAAAAUGGUGUGGUUUUUCUUUGUGCAAGAUGUCCUUUUACUUCGUACGUGCUUAUUUGGCUCAUGUAGUAAUGAAACAUGUGAAAGUUACACAACUUGGCACCUGCUACCAUUUACUAUGUUGGAUUGGUUCGGUGGAGUAAUGUGCUUGUUUGCUGGUCUUUCACUUAUGAAUGUCCUUAAUGCUGCCUGCUGGUUCUCUCUCUCUACUUUCUUGCACGAUGAGUUUCACUUGCACAUCCCAAAGGUUUAUAUGGUUAUUGAAGGAUCAUCUGUGAGAACUGAUAAACUUCUGUUUUCGUGUCAAACAAAUUACUUUUGGGUCCUUGAGUUUGGUGGAUGUUCUUGAGUCCAAAUGGAGCCAAGCAUGAAGCGGCUGUUUGGCUAUUUAUAAGGGUGGGUACAUGAUCUUUGUUACUACUACUACUAGUUGGGUUGUGUUUAACAUGAUAAAUUUGGGAAAGGUUUUUGAGCUUGAAGCAGCUUAUCUGCAAGUGAAUAAAUGAUGUCCAAAAGCCACAAUGAUGGAAGUUUUUUUGUAGUUGAUGGCAUCUGGCAUGUUGUUUUGGGAAGAUGGUUCUUAGUGAUGUCCUUGUUUUGUGUUGCUGGGCCUGGUUCUUAACCUUUUUCCAGCGUGUAAGGAUGGUUCUCCGCCCUUGAAUCACAAAUUUUGGAUGCUGGCGCCUUUUUGAGUCAUGUCGUGGAAGAUAUAGUGGUUGUUUUGCCUUCCCAAGAUACAACUAUUGUAGGUAACUGCUGGUUCUUGUACCUUUUCCCGGCUCAUAGUUCUUGUUCUCCCUGAGGACGGUUCUUCCCUUAAAUCACAAAUUUUGGAUGGUGGCGCUUUUUUGAGUCAUGUCAUGGAAGAUAUAAUCGUUGUUUUGCUUUCGCGGAUACUACUACUGUAGGUAAGUGCUGGUUCUUGUACCCUUUUUCCGGCUCAUAGCUCUUGCUCUGUCCUUGAAUUACAUGUUGGAUGCUGCUGCCUUUUUGAGUCGAACAACGCAUGAUACUCACAACUUGUUGACUGCCUGCAUUUUCUGUUUCUUGAUCUUUUGUUGCGGCCAAAGUGGCACGUUAUAUGUUCAUCCUGCACCCACGGUUGGGUUUAAUCGUAUGACUUGAUGGCUGCACCAACAAUUUCCACAUGAAUUGUGAAUGUUGGCUUUAGCUUGCAGUAAAAUCAUAUUCUUUAUUGCUUUUCUGAGAACCAUCUCUACUUGAUGAUUCAUUCAUUGCCUUGUUUAUUUAUAAUUUUGUUUGUUUUUUUCCUUUUAUAGCAAGUGUUGUGUUUUUCUGAUAGCUAAAAGGGUGUUCAUUUCAUUGC
This is a messenger RNA of Cynara cardunculus var. scolymus (artichoke), 3952 nucleotides long. Its product is annotated as glycine-rich RNA-binding protein RZ1A. The transcript is spliced from 4 exons. Gene Ontology annotation, molecular function: RNA binding; zinc ion binding. Lineage: Eukaryota; Viridiplantae; Streptophyta; Magnoliopsida; Asterales; Asteraceae. The record is from RefSeq and is a predicted model, not a curated record. Bases 1929 to 2558 code for a protein of 209 amino acids.